Molecule: messenger RNA, 678 nt
Organism: Falco peregrinus (peregrine falcon)
Lineage: Eukaryota; Metazoa; Chordata; Aves; Falconiformes; Falconidae
Gene: TICAM2
Product: TIR domain containing adaptor molecule 2
Biological process (GO): positive regulation of canonical NF-kappaB signal transduction; positive regulation of natural killer cell activation; TRIF-dependent toll-like receptor signaling pathway
Molecular function (GO): protein kinase binding
Source: RefSeq, a predicted model, not a curated record
AUGACGGGAAAGCACGAAGCAGUGGCAGACUCCUGCCGCAUGUGCGAUAUGAGCCCAGAACGGGCUGACGCUGGCUUAACUUUGUGUACAAAAGAGGGAAAGGCCGUGCGUCAGGCCAAGACCUGGUUGUGGGAGGCCUUGGUGGGCUUCUCAGGGCGGGAGGAGCUCAGAGAGCACCAGGCCCGUGGGGAAGGUGUUCAGCCGGUGUCAGGCACGGAUUGCCUCGCUCGGCACCGCUCUGAUUUCUGCACUGUGUUCUAUAGGUCUGUGGUUCUGCGUGCUUACAAUGAUGCAGAUGAAGCCAUCCAGAUCCAGAACCUGCUGCAGAAUAGAUUUUAUCUUAAAUCUGGAAUAAUCUUUACAGCAAUGCCUUGAACUGAACAUGUAUUGGAAAACUUAAGUGACGCUGUGAAUGGUUCAGCAUAGACUAUAAUGCUGUUGACGAAUUUUUGGAAUGUAUCUUGGUAUGCGUUUCAGUCUUUCACCUCCCUUGUCAGUGCUCUUAACAGCACAAAUUACAACUCUGUGUUACCUGUGAGGGCACUGAAUAACCCACUUUCCCAGGAUAAAACUUUUGGUUUUGUUUUGAAGGCUGCUAAUGCCCUGUAAGAAGAUAGUCCUGGCUUUGAAAAACAAGUGGUGGAAAUUUUCCACCAGUCUACAUACAGGCAACAGUGA